Papilio polytes (common Mormon) is the source of this 2480-nucleotide messenger RNA. RefSeq names its product kinesin-associated protein 3 (gene Kap3). The transcript has 12 exons. NCBI's taxonomy places the organism in Eukaryota, Metazoa, Arthropoda, Insecta, Lepidoptera, Papilionidae. The record is from RefSeq and is a predicted model, not a curated record. Gene Ontology annotation, molecular function: kinesin binding. Gene Ontology annotation, cellular component: ciliary transition zone; axoneme; kinesin II complex. Gene Ontology annotation, biological process: cilium organization; microtubule-based movement. The coding region runs from base 147 to 2381 and encodes 744 amino acids.
UCUGUCAUGUCACAAGAAAAAUAAAAGCGAUAAAAAAUUACCAUUUGUAUUGGGUUGGAUUUGUAUAUGUUUUAUUAAAGUAUACAUGUACCUACUGCUUAUCAUUUGAAACAUUUUAGUGAAUAGAUACUUAAGCAUUUACAAGUAUGAGUCCAGUGGAGAGUGCACCCGUUGCUGUCUUAAAUUGUAUUGAUGAUUAUGUUGAAUUGUUGUAUGAUGAUAUACCAGAGAAAAUCAAAGGAUCUGCUCUUAUUCUACAGCUAGCUAGAAAUCCUGAUAAUUUAAUAGAGUUAGCAAGAAAUGAGGCUUUAUUGAGUGCCCUCUCAAGAGUGUUGAGGGAAGAGUGGAAAAGAAGUAUUGAACUAAGUACCAACAUUGUUUAUACAUUUUUCUGUUUCUCUACAUAUAUUGAAUUUCAUUCAGUUAUAAUACAAUACAAAAUUGGGUCACUGUGUAUGGAUGUAAUAGAUUAUGAACUAAAGAGAUAUGAUCAAUGGAAAGAAAGAGUUGAAGGGAAGAAGCAAGUGCUGACACCGGAUAAGAAUGAAUUGCCAAAAAGCAGAAUACCUGAACCUAAGCGACGCCCAAAAUCUGGUACCUGGGCUGUGGCCGAUGUUAAUUUACAAAAAACUCGCCAAUUAGUGUCCAGUUAUCAUGAAGACUUGUGCAAUGCUUCUGAUGAAUAUCUCUCAAAAAAUGAUGAAGAACAGAUGAAGCGGAAAUUAAAGACAUUGUCUAAACGACAGGAACAACUUUUAAGAGUUGCUUUUUACAUGCUGUUAAAUAUUGCAGAUAAUAUUAAAGUUGAAGAAAAAAUGCAUAAAAAAGAUAUUGUUGGAUUAUUAAUUGGUGCAAUGGAAAGACAUUCAAAUAUUGAUCUCCUUAUUCUCAUUGUUUCUUUUCUUCAAAAGCUAUCUAUUUUCGUUGAAAAUAAGAAUUCGAUGGCGUCCAAAUCAAUUAUUGAAAAAUUAGCUCCUCUACUGGAUUCCCCCAAUGCUGACUUGGUCAAUGUUACUUUGAAACUCCUCUUUAAUUUAACAUUUGACACGAAAUUACGCAACAAAAUGAUUAAAGUCAACCUUUUACCUAAGUUUAUACAAUUCACAAGUGAUGAUAAACACAUUAACUUGGCAAUGAAAAUCCUUUAUCAUCUGAGUAUGGAUGAUCGUGUGAAGCUCAUGUUCACACAGUCUGAUUGUGUUAAAUUGUUGACGGACAUGCUGCUGCUGAACGUGAACAGCGAGUGCGGGAGCGGGGGCGGGGGCGUUGGCGCGGGCGAGGCGGGGGCGGGGGCGGGGGCGGGCACGACGGACGUGCUGCUGGCCACGUGCGUCAACCUGGCGUGGUGCGAGCGCGCGGCGCAGCAGAUGGCGGCGGAGGGCCGGCUGCGCGAGCUGCUGGCGCGCGCUUUCCGCUACAGGAACUCCAUGCUCAUGAAACUCGUCCGCAACCUCUCACAUCACACACAAACCAAGCCUCUCUUUGUCGAAUUCGUAGGCGACAUAGCCGGGGCGGUGACGAGCGAGGAGGCGCCCGAGGAGUUUGUGAUUGAAUGUCUCGGCACUCUGAGCAAUAUUCUGUGUCUCAGCAACAAUAUCGACAUUUAUGCUGUUGUUGAAAGAUACAAUCUUAUACCGUGCAUAAUGAAGAUUCUGGAUCCAGAGAGGGAGCGGGACCCGGAGCUGGUGCUGGAGGGCGUGGUGGCGGCGGGCGCGCUGGCGGCGGACGAGCGCGCGGCGAGCGCGCUGGCGGCGGCGCGCGGCGGCCACGCGCUUGUGGAACUGCUGCGGCUGCGGCAGGCGGACGACGAGCACGUGCUGCAGACCGCCUUCGCCUUCCGCCAGAUGCUGUCGCACCUCGCCGCCGCCGACUACCUCGUCAACCAGACCGAAGCACCAGCCUACCUGAUUGACCUGAUGCAGGAUAAAAAUGUCGAAAUACGAAAAAUGUGCGACGCGUGCCUGGAUAUUAUUUCUCAAAUGGAAAAUGACUGGGCGGAAAGAAUUAAGGUGGAGCGGUUCCGCUGCCACAACGGGCAGUGGCUGUCGGUGGUGGAGACGCUGGGCGAGGGCGGGGAGGGGGGCGGCGCGGGGGACGGCGCGGGCGCGGGCGGCGGCGGGGGCGCGGGGGACGCAGACGACCUGCCGCCGUACCUCUCCGCGGAUUACCUCACCACGCACCGCCUCACCACUGCAGAUUCUCAAAACUCACUUGAUGAUGACUCUGACAGUUUAUCUGGCGACGGAGACUUCAAUCGUAUUAACAGCAGGAAUACUUCGGAUGCGCAUACCGAUGAAAUGUACGCAACGCUGGAUUCCUUAUCUGACAAGCCCCUAGACAGCAGCGCGCUCUCCAAUAGUGAUUUAAAAUUACUCCCUUAAAAAUAAGGGCUUUUUGCUUGUUAACUAUAAUAUUUUGGUAGCUACUUAAAUUAUAUAAGAUAAUAAUAAUACUCAUCGUAAAAUAUUGAAAUUAAUAGU